CACGUGGAAGAAUCAACAUCCCAAACGCUACCCUCCUAGAGGCCAGAAUCAUGCCUUGUCGAAUCCAUCGCACCUGGACGCUUUACCAUUAAAAUGCUUCUUCCAUCGUGCUUCAUCAGACCAUCACUUCGGACCCCCCUUUACAAACCCUCACACUGGACUCACAUUUCUCCAAUUAACCACCACAACCUCCGCCGCCUAUCUUUUAGGGCAGCGUCAAUUUCAACUGCUUCCACCGUUGAAGAACAAGCCUCUGCUAUGGCUCAAGAUGGAUCCACACGUCAGCAUCCCUUACAGGUCGCAAAACGCUUAGAGAAAUUCAAAACCACAAUUUUCACACAAAUGAGUUCACUCGCCAUAGAACACGGAGCAAUAAACCUAGGUCAAGGAUUCCCCAAUUUCGACGGGCCCGAUUUUGUCAAAGAAGUCGCCAUUCAAGCUAUAAAAGAUGGAAAAAACCAAUACGCCCGCGGAUUCGGUGUCCCCGAUCUCAACUCAGCUAUCGCAGACCGCUUCCAUAAAGACACCGGGCUCACAGUCAACCCGGAAAAAGAAAUAACCGUCACUUCCGGUUGCACAGAAGCCAUUGCCGCCACUAUUUUAGGGUUAAUUAACCCCGGAGACGAAGUAAUCGUUUUCGCCCCGUUUUAUGAUUCUUAUGAAGCCACUUUAUCAAUGGCGGGUGCCAAAAUUACAUGCAUUACCCUUCGUCCUCCGGAUUUCUCUCUUCCGAUCGAAGAGCUAAAAUCGAAAGUUUCUAAAAAUACCCGCGCGAUUCUCAUGAACACUCCGCAUAACCCGACGGGAAAAAUGUUUACACGUGAAGAACUUGAUCAAAUUGCAUCAUUAUGCAUCGAAAACGACGUUUUAGUCUUUAGUGACGAAGUUUACGACAAAUUAUCGUUCGAAAUGGAUCAUAUAUCUAUUGCUUCACUCCCCGGGAUGUAUGAGAGAACCGUGACGUUAAAUUCGUUAGGAAAAACGUUUUCUUUAACGGGGUGGAAAAUCGGGUGGGCCAUAGCUCCAACACACUUAAUUUGGGGUGUUAAACAAGCCCAUUCUUACCUCACGUUUGCCACCUCGACACCUAUGCAAUAUGCUGCUGCUGCGGCUUUACGGGCCCCGGAUUCUUACUAUGAGGAGUUAAGGAAAGAUUACAAGGCGAAAAAGGAGAUAUUGGUGGAGGGUUUGAAGAGUGUCGGGUUUAAUGUUUAUCCCUCGAGUGGGACCUACUUUGUGGUGGUGGAUCAUACCCCGUUUGGGCUUCCUAACGAUGUGGCGUUUUGUGAGUACUUGAUUAAGGAAGUUGGUGUUGUAGCGAUUCCGACAAGCGUGUUUUAUUUGGACCCAAGUGAGGGGAAGAAUCUGGUGAGGUUUACUUUUUGCAAAGAUGAGGAGACACUUAGGAGUGCUGUUGCAAGAAUGAAAGAGCGACUCCCACGUAAGUGAUGCUUACGGGCGAUUAAGAGGUAGGGGUAUGUAGUGAUGUCUUCAUGUUAUGUCUAUGUGUUGCCCUGUUUAAUUUAUGUAUUUGGUUACAUUGUACUCCUUUUAAAUAAAAUCUGAAGACAUUGUGUUCUGGAUCCUGAUAGUUUCGGUCUUGGACUAAGAACUGGUUUCAUAAAGCUUUGAAAACCGAGAAUCAAACCGGACAUAACCGGUUCUGAUCUUGUCUGGUCUGAGCUUUGAUUCUUCA
Messenger RNA from Helianthus annuus (common sunflower), 1696 nucleotides. RefSeq names its product probable N-succinyldiaminopimelate aminotransferase DapC. Gene Ontology annotation, cellular component: cytoplasm. Gene Ontology annotation, biological process: biosynthetic process. The record is from RefSeq and is a predicted model, not a curated record. Bases 94 to 1449 code for a protein of 451 amino acids. Lineage: Eukaryota; Viridiplantae; Streptophyta; Magnoliopsida; Asterales; Asteraceae. The transcript is spliced from 2 exons. Gene Ontology annotation, molecular function: L-kynurenine:2-oxoglutarate transaminase activity; pyridoxal phosphate binding.